Messenger RNA from Parascedosporium putredinis, 2364 nucleotides. The record is from the annotation of a GenBank genome assembly. Lineage: Eukaryota; Fungi; Ascomycota; Sordariomycetes; Microascales; Microascaceae.
AUGACGGUACAGUCUACCCUCCGGCAUACCGCCGCUGAGGAGGCCAUCGCCGUUUUCCUCGAGAAAUGGACAACGCGCAUCCGGUCCCGCCUAAAGAGUACGUCCCGGACCACCCGGCUUCUUGCGGCUCUCUCGCUGGCCGUCUCCAUCAUCCUCGCGGGUGAGGGCACGAGGCGUAGCUCCGUCCCUUCCACCCAGACCAAGCCCGGCCUCAACUUGGCGUUCCUCCAUCAGUUCUUGAGCCUCAUGAGCAUCAUGAUACCUCGCUGGACGAGCAAGGAAGCAGGUCUCUUGGUCAGCCACGGCGUGUUCUUGAUGCUCCGCACAUACCUCUCUCUCGUAGUAGCUAGGCUAGAUGGCGAGAUUGUCAGGGAUCUCGUCGCCGGCAAUGGUCGUCAGUUCAUCUGGGGGAUCCUCAAGUGGUGCGGUCUCGGCAGCUUUGCAUCUUAUACCAAUGCCAUGAUCAAGUACCUUGAGUCCAAGGUUUCCAUCGCUUUCAGGACCCGUCUCACCCGUUAUGUUCACGACCUCUAUUUGAACAACAACCUCAACUACUACAAGCUUCAUAACCUCGAUGGCGGCGUCGGUCACGGCGCCGAUCAGUUUAUCACCCAGGACCUCACCCUGUUUUGCGCGUCCGCUGCCAACCUCUACUCCUCACUUGGGAAGCCGUUUGUCGAUCUAUCCAGCAUCCUCCGGCGCCUCUCGCCACCUUUUGGCAAGUUGAAGGCCGUUGAGGGCAAGAAAGAAGGAGAGUUCAGGAGCCUCCACGCACGCCUGAUAGCUAAUGCUGAAGAGGUUGCCUUCUAUGGUGGCGCGGAAAUGGAAAAGGGAUUCUUGAACAAGGAGUUCAAGUCGCUAAAGCAGUUUAUGGAAGGCAUCUACAUGCUCAAGAUCCGGUACAAUAUCCUGGAAGACUUUAUCCUCAAGUAUAGUUGGAGCGCCUAUGGGUAUCUUUUAUCCUCCUUGCCCGUCUUCCUCCCCGCCUGGGGUGGUCUCGGAGGCGCCUUGGAGUUGGCCUCCGGCGCCGACAAGGGAGGAAAGGAGCGGGGCCGAAUGAAGGAGUUUAUCACCAACAAGCGCCUGAUGCUGUCCCUUGCCGAUGCGGGUGGCAGGAUGAUGUACUCCAUCAAAGACCUCUCCGAACUCGCUGGUUAUACUAGCCGUGUUUAUACUCUCAUCUCCACCCUUCAUCGCGUCCACGCCGACGCCUACUACCUUAGGGGCGGAAACAGCGAGCUUUACUCCCUCUCCGAUGUUCAGGGAACGGUCCAAAAGGGCUUCGACGGCGUACGGUUUGAGGGUGUUCCCAUUGUCGCCCCUGGCCUUUGGCCCCAAGGAGGAGACGAGUUGAUCGAGUCUCUAUCAAUGGUCGUGCGCAGUGGCGAACAUCUCCUCGUCUCCGGGCCCAACGGCGUGGGCAAGUCUGCCAUCGCUAGAGUUCUUGCGGGGCUCUGGCCUGUGUACCGCGGACUCGUCAGCCGUCCCAAGGAUAACGGGCAGGACGGUAUCAUGUUCCUUCCUCAGCGCCCCUACCUCAGCGUCGGCACCCUCCGCGACCAGGUCAUCUACCCGGACAACGAGUACGACAUGCGCGGGAAGCGAAAGACUGAGGAGGAUCUCAAGCAAGUUCUCGAGGAAGCCCGCCUUGGCUAUCUCCCCGACCGCGAGGGCGGCUGGGAUACUCGAAAGGAGUGGAAGGACGUGCUCAGUGGCGGUGAGAAGCAGCGCAUGGGUUUCGCGCGCCUCUUGUACCAUGAGCCUCGCUACGCCGUGAUCGAUGAGGGUACUAGCGCGGUUUCCAGUGAUGUGGAGGGUCUUCUUUACGAAACCUGCAAAGAGAAGGGCAUAACUCUCAUCACCGUCUCCACGCGCGCCUCCCUCAAGAAGUACCACACGUUCAACCUCGUCGUAGGCAUGGGCGACAAUGGCGAUGAGUGGGAGUUUGAGCGCAUCGGCACUGAGCGUGAGAAGAUGCAGGUUGAGCGCGAGAUCCAGGAAAUUCGGGAGCGCCUCGCCAAGGUAGAAGAAUUGAAGAGCCGACAUGCCGAGAUCGAGCGCGAGCUCGCCAAUGUCUGGGUCGAUGGCGCCGAUGCCCCUCUCGAGACUCCCUCGUACGCCGAGGCUGCGAAAGAAGAGCCUGCCGCUGAGAGCGAGCGAGACGCAGCGGUCGAGAGCGAGAAGCAGGACGUCGUCACGGAGGAGGAUAAGGAUGACUCGAUCGUGUCACCUUCGUACGCCGAUGUCACUAAAGAGGAGGCUGAGGGCGCGGGCUGUGAUGAGGACGAGUCCGUAGACGAUCGGUUCGAGGAGUCGGUCGAGGAGCUGAUUCGCGAUGGGGAUGAAAGCGUGGAGGCCUUGUAA